This is a messenger RNA of Cryptotermes secundus, 1902 nucleotides long. Its product is annotated as ionotropic receptor 21a. The transcript has a single exon. Bases 1 to 1902 code for a protein of 633 amino acids. The record is from RefSeq and is a predicted model, not a curated record. Gene Ontology annotation, cellular component: membrane. Lineage: Eukaryota; Metazoa; Arthropoda; Insecta; Blattodea; Kalotermitidae. Gene Ontology annotation, molecular function: ligand-gated monoatomic ion channel activity.
AUGAAAAUUCUUCUGGAUAUUUCAUCGUGGUAUUUCAUUGAAGCUAGAUUCAUUGUUAUUGCCCCAAUAGAUUCACAGUUGGCAAGUGACUUUAUCGAAGAACUGUUACCAUUCAUCCACAAUAAAAUAUAUGAAAAGGUAGUAGUUUCGAAUAUUGAUGUACCAAAAGAGACGAGCAUUCCUCAUGGGCGUCUAUGGAAAAAUUUAGACAUAUUGCACCAAGCAUUUCUACUCGUAGUGGAGAGGGGAGAUGCAAUGGUACAGUUUCUCAGAUUCAUACAACAGAAUCAUAGUUAUUCACUUCUCAGAAAUCCAAGAGGUCAUUUUCUGAUCAUCAUCUUGGGAAUGACCGGAAAUCAUCAGAAUGAUGUAAAAAGAAGGGAAAUUGAAAAUAAGUACUGCCUCUUGUUUCAGAACAUAUGGAAAGAGUUUGGAAUUUUAAAUAUUAUAAUGCUGGUCAUAAACACUUCAGAUUAUCCUAAACUGAAGUCAGGGCAUAUUGCACUGAUAGCAGCAUUUAACCCUUUUAUUGGUUCAACAAAGUCAAGAGGAAAGCUUAUUGUACAUAAUGAAAAUUAUAUAAUUAAUUUGGUCAGAAGCCAUACAGAUAGGCUGAAUAAUCUAAGAGGAUAUCCAGUCCGUAUUACACUAUUUUCAAGAGAGCCAACUUCAUUUCCUUCACAUUCGGGUGAUAAAGUCAUUGAUUACAUUGGAAUGGAUGGGUUCUUCAUGAGAAACUUGGCAAGAAAAAUGAAUUUCACACCCAUUGCUGAUAGUCCGAAAGAUGGUAGAGAAUAUGGUUUUAUUUUUGAGAACAAUGGCACUUCUACUGGUACUCUAGGUGAUAUUCUUGAUGACAGAGCUGAUCUUUCACUCAAUUCUCGUUUUGUGAAAGAGUAUGGAACUAACGAUAUUGAAUUUACCAUACCUGUUGGCUUCGACAGUCUCUGUAUCAUAGUGCCAAAGGCUAAACAGCUCCCAAAAUGGCUUGCACUGUUCAGGGUAUUUGAUUUACAUGUCCAAUUUUCCCUUGUCUGUGUUUAUGUAGUAUGUUCUAUAAUAAUUUAUAUCCUACAGAUAUUGUAUUCUCAUUUCAAAUCUGACUACAAAACUGCCAGCUUGUCUGCCAUAUUUAUAGAGAUGUUAACCCCUUUCCUAUCACUUUCCUUGGCUCGAAUGCCUUCAUCUCGGUCAGAGAAAGUACUUGUUAUAUUGUGUCUCGUAUUUGGGAUGAUUAUAGCUUCAUCAUUUCAAGCAAAGCUCGUUACUGUGUUAUCAAAACCUGAUUACUAUCCUGACAUCAAUACACUUGAAGAAUUGGAUGCAUCUAAUUUGAUCAUUGCCACAGGAUCUAUCAAUUUAGUUCAGGACACAUUCAGUACAGAGGAGUCUCCUCCUGCAAGACACCUCAGAAGCAAAGUAACUUACUGUAACUUACAGGAAGGCAACAUCAAUUAUGUUGCUAAGCACCAGAAUAUUGCUGCAUUGAACAGAUUAAGUACUGCUAUGUAUAGUGUACUUCAUUAUCGCAAUUCAGAUGGAACAUUUCUAUUACACAUUGUUAAAGAAUGCCCAAAGAUUUAUUCUCUAGCGUACAUAGUUCAUAAAGGAUCCCCAUUUUUGUUACGAAUCAACCAUGUAGUAGCACAACUUGAAGAAACAGGUAUUGUAAAUAAGUGGAAAGAAGACACAUACUUCAAUAUGACAGCAUUUCACAGAAGUGAAUACAGUGGCAAUUAUUUGCUCAAAGUGUUCUCUCUGGAAGACCUGCAAAUGCCUUUCCUGAUACUUGUUUGUGGGCUGUUCAGUAGUGCCAUCACAUUCUUUGCAGAGCUGACAGCAAAACAUUUUUCAUUUUGUAAAGGAGCCAAAUGUAAGAAACUUGCUUUGUUGCAAAAGUAA